GCGAAGGCUUUUAUCUCUGAACACAGCGUGAGCCGCUAAUGCUAAAGCUAAUGGUAGCGCAGUGUUGUUAGUGAUGAGGUUCAGCUCAGGCACAGUUCAGGGGCUGUGGGUUCUUCUGUACAGCAUCAGGAUCAGGGUAAAUCAGAUACACACCUCCGAUCGGACCUCUAUCUGAUGUACUGCAGGGCGGAGCGGGUCCUCAGCAGGUUCUGAUCAGACACUCGGGAGAAAUGAUCCACUCCUGAGAGAUUGACAUCUGCACGCGCUGCUGCUGCUCUGUGCCUCUCUAGUGAAAGUGAACGAGCUUUAGAUUAUACUGAGGUCACGGAUCUUCUCGCAGCUGUUCAUGUGAACAUCAUUACAGAACAAUGGCGUUUAGGAGAGGGAGGAGUAUCCGAGACUUGUACGAGCAGCGUUUUCAUCCAGACAGAGCCGCUCCUUACCCAAGAGGAGGAGGAGAGAGGAGAAAUUUUGGACGUCCUGAUGAAGAAUACGUCCGAAACUUUGACUGCGACUCUCCACGCUUUUACCCGAACGGUGGUCCCAGAAACUACCACAAUGAAGACAAAAAGGGUUACCAUAGCGAAAGCCACUACUCCGCCUCUAAUGACUCCAGAGGAGGUCCAGCUAAUCGAAGGCAGGAUAGCUACUCUUAUUACAGAGGACCCAAAGACGAUGGUCACUCUGGACACCAGGUGGAUUUCAGAGGCCGCAGUCGAGCUUCCUCUUCUCCCAAUGCUCGUGUCCAGGGCUCGCACCCUGCUCCCAGAUCCAUGUCGGCACUGGGCUCCAACCCAGGAGAUGACACCUUAAUCCAGGCCAUUAUGAACUUGGAUCGAGGAGAUGAGAGGGAAAGUCUGCGGCGUAAAGCGCCCUUUCCUCCAGUCCAUGACUGCUCUCCUACUCGGCAGGACGUGUCUCCUUCCCACCACAGUCGCUCCGGAUCCAGCAUUAGCAGCCGAAGCUACUCUCCUGACCGGGGAAAGAGCCACACGUACCAGCCUCCACUGGGAAAAAACCGGGACCGGGCCCCGGGGCCCUCUGUCAGCGUGUCUCGAGACGGAUCUCCACAUAGUACCGUGUCAGCUUCUAAAGAGGAAAUGCCAGCGAUAGAACGCCAAGUAGAUGAACCUCUGGCUCCUGCAGAUGAAGCCAUUACCAUUGCAGAUGACUUCCAUGAACGCCGAUCUCAAGCUAUUGCAGCUAAAGCCCGGGAGAUUGAGAAGGUUUACCGCCAAGACUGUGAGACAUUUGGGAUGGUGGUAAAGAUGCUUGUGGCCAAGGACCCAAGUCUGGAGAAGCACCUGCAGAGCCCUCUGAAAGAAAACCUCAGUGAGAUUCGAGAACGAUGUCUUGAGGACCUGCGGCACUUUAUCUCUGAAUUAGAUGAGGUCGUACGUCAACCGGAACCUUCUGUCUGAGGUUCCAGCAACACAUCUGGGAGAAAACCUUCAUCAUGCUCUGAUUGCUCUCUUUCAUACUUUAUACUUUUAUGUGUAAUAGUUUAUAGUUUAAUAGUUUAGUAGAUUAGAUUAUGUGACCUCUCGUUAAUAUUGCAAAGAAAUACUAAUUGUAUUGAUACAGUGUUAUUUCAUAAAACUGGACUAUUUUUUCAACCUAAACCUGUUUUUCUAUCAGUCAGGUGUAAAUAUCACCAAUGCAGGAGUCAGAUUUGGUGUUUUCAACAUUUUAUUGGAGGUUUUUGUUCUUGGAUAUUUCCAGUAUAUUGUUUCUCUUUAUUUCAUUAAAAUUGACUCAUUCUACAUUAUGACUGUUUUUUUGUGAAACAGUUUCAUGAAAAUACUUUUUUACUCUUGAAAUAACUUUGUUUAGAACACCUGAUACACAUCUGUCCAUGUAAUACUGAAAUAUAAAGAAUGCAUAUUCUAAAUAAAUUGUGAAAUGUAAACUCUG
Silurus meridionalis is the source of this 1914-nucleotide messenger RNA. It is a transcript of the gene pphln1, whose product is annotated as periphilin 1. Gene Ontology annotation, cellular component: nucleoplasm. The record is from RefSeq and is a predicted model, not a curated record. The transcript has 10 exons. NCBI's taxonomy places the organism in Eukaryota, Metazoa, Chordata, Actinopteri, Siluriformes, Siluridae. Bases 369 to 1421 code for a protein of 350 amino acids. Gene Ontology annotation, biological process: protein localization to heterochromatin; negative regulation of gene expression, epigenetic; negative regulation of DNA-templated transcription.